AUGAGUUACUAUUCUGAGAAUAGUCUUUCAAAUAAUGUAACUGAUGUAUCUAAUUCUUUUUUUUCGGCUGAAGAACAUUCAAUUUUGAGCAAACAUAGUUUUUCUUCUAAGACUUGUGAUAUAGAUCCGUCUUCAAAGACUGUUUAUAUUGAAAAUACAAAGGCCUUUCGGAGAUGGACAAUUAUUUAUCCUAUAUAUUUUGAUGUCAAACGUUCUAUUAAAGAAGGGCGUAAAGUCCCUGUUAAUAUGGCAGUGGCAAAUCCUUUAGCAAAAACAAUAGCAAACGGUGCAAAAUCACUUGGUUUUUUAUGUAUUUUUGAGUCAAAUAAAACACAUCCUAAGGACUGGGCUAAUCCUGGCCGUAUACGUAUUUUUUUUAAGGAAAAUGGAAAUUAUGUUCAUAAAUCACUAAAAACAAAAAAAGCUUUAUAUAAGGCGUUAUCGAGUUAUCUUCAAGCUAAUCCAACUAAAACAACUUCUCUAGAUGCAUCUACAUCACCAUCUAAUAAAUUCUUAUCCUCAUUAAAUAUACCUAAAGGAGUUGUGAUAAAUAGCAUUUUGCCGUUAAAUUCACCUGCGUUAGUUAAUGAUGAAUUUUUAGAAAAAAUGCUCAAAGAUAUGACUAAAGAGCAAAAACAGGAUAUUGAACAAUCAAAACAAAAGAAAGAAAAGAAAAAAAAACAUCAAAAAUGA
This is a messenger RNA of Pneumocystis jirovecii RU7, 693 nucleotides long. Its product is annotated as RNA-binding signal recognition particle subunit SEC65. The coding region runs from base 1 to 693 and encodes 230 amino acids. Gene Ontology annotation, molecular function: 7S RNA binding. The transcript has 3 exons. Gene Ontology annotation, biological process: SRP-dependent cotranslational protein targeting to membrane, signal sequence recognition; SRP-dependent cotranslational protein targeting to membrane. NCBI's taxonomy places the organism in Eukaryota, Fungi, Ascomycota, Pneumocystomycetes, Pneumocystales, Pneumocystaceae. Gene Ontology annotation, cellular component: signal recognition particle, endoplasmic reticulum targeting. The record is from RefSeq and is a predicted model, not a curated record.